AUGGCUUCCACUCCAUACCAUGACGAUGAAGAGGAGAGGAAACCGUUGACCCACGACUCCUCAUCCUCGGACCCAGCUCGAAACUCUCUGGAUUCCGUCACAUCCUCUUCCGACACAUCUAUAGCCUUGGAGCACCUUAAUGAAGACGGGACUGCAGUGGGCAACGGGCAUACAAAAGGCCUGUCGGGGACCAGAGCCCUUGACGACAAGGGCAAUGACUACGAUGACGAAGAUGGCUUCUAUCGUCCCCCUCGCCGACAACCGUUGGAAAGAAGGAAUAGACGCAUAAUGUGGGCAUUGGGCGGCUUAUGCCUUGGUGGAUGGUUACUUGCUCUGGUUCUCUUCCUGUCUCAGCAAACAUACAGACAUGCAUCUUCCAUCCCAUUCGACCCAGCUGCCACCGCAUCACACGGGUCUGGCAAGGCCGUGACUCUUGAUCAAUACCUCACAGGAGCAUGGCGACCAAGGCAUCAGCAGAUCUCCUGGAUCGCGGGCGCAAACGGCGAAGACGGACUGCUUCUCGAACAGAAUGCUGGUUCCGGCAAAGAUUAUCUGGUGGUAGAAGAUGUGCGAAGUCGCACGCCCAACGCUGAGGCACAGGAUAGCCAAACCCUGAUGAAGGAUGGGCCCUUCAAAGUGGACGGUCUCGACGUGCAGCCGAAUGGAGUAUGGCCGAGUAAAGAUCUCAAAAAGGUGUUAGUCAUGUCCAGUGAGCAGAAGAAUUGGCGGCAUUCUUUUACAGGCCUUUAUUGGAUAUUCGACGUUGCAAGUCAACAAGCCGAACCUCUGGAUCCAGCGAAACCAAGUGACCGUAUUCAAUUGGCUUCAUGGUCACCCCAAAGCGAUGCCAUUGUCUUCACCAGAAACAACAACAUGUACCUACGCAAACUUUCGUCCAACAGUGUAGAACAGAUUACAAAGGACGGGGGAAGCGAGCUCUUCUACGGGGUACCUGAUUGGGUAUACGAGGAGGAAGUCUUCGGCGGGAAUAGUGUGACCUGGUGGUCUGAGGACGGGAAAUUUAUAGCCUUUCUACGGACAAACGAGACCGCUGUGCCGGAGUACCCUAUCCAAUAUUUCGUUUCCAGACCGAGUGGGAAGGACCCGGCACCAGGCGAAGAGAGUUACCCUGAAGUACGACAACUCAAAUACCCAAAAGCUGGCGCUCCAAAUCCAGUAGUGGACCUACAGUUCUACGACGUUGCUAAUAACGACGUUUUUUCAGUCACUACCGACAACGACUUUCCCGACGAUGAUCGCUUGAUAACCGAGCUAGUAUGGGCUGGAAGAGAUGGCAAAGUUUUGGUCAAGAACACGAACCGAGAAAGUUACAUCUUGAAGGUCGCCUUGAUUGAUGUCGUUGAACGGACUGGAACAGUUGUUAGGGAAGAAGAUGUAAAAGCCUUGGACGGGGGAUGGUUUGAGGUGUCAGAAGAGACCCGAUACAUCCCAGGCGAUCCUGGUAAUGGUCGGCCUCAUUCUGGAUACAUUGAUACCGUGAUAAAAGAAGGCUAUGACCAUCUCGCCUAUUUUACUCCUCUCGACAAUCCGGAACCUGUUAUGAUUACGACUGGAGAGUGGGAAGUUGUCAAUGGUCCGUCAGCAGUUGACCUAAAAGCAAACCUUGUAUACUUUGUCGCAACUAAGGAAUCCUCCAUUCAAAGACAUGUCUAUACUGUGAAUCUUGAUGGGACAUCUCUCCAACACUAUUCGGAACAUCGCAAAGAAGGUUAUUACGAUGUCUCUUUCUCCACAGGUGUUGGCUUCGCCUUGCUCUCCUAUCAAGGGCCCGACAUUCCUUGGCAAGAAGUUCGUUCGACGCCAAGCUUCAAAGGACACUACUACAAGCAUCGCUUUGAGACGAAUACUGGGUUAGCCAAGCUCGCCGCUGCUCAUGAGCUGCCCAUUGAGAUUUAUCAGACGGUAAAUAUUAGCGGCGUUGAUCUUAACCUCGUCGAGCGCCGUCCACCCCAUUUCGAUGAGAACAAGAGAUAUCCGGUCCUUUUCCAACUCUAUGGAGGUCCUGGCUCGCAACAGGUUGACAAGAAGUUCACAGUUGACUUCCAGUCUUACGUGGCGUCGAACCUCGGCUAUGUCGUUGUGACGCUAGAUGGGCGAGGCACUGGCCUCAUCGGUAGAAAAGCAAGGACUAUCGUGAGCGGCCACAUCGGAUACUACGAAGGCAUGGACCAGAUUACGGCUGCAAAAUUGUGGGCGAAGAAACCGUACGUCGAUCCGGAAAGGAUGGCGAUUUGGGGCUGGAGCUACGGGGGCUUCAUGGCGUUGAAAACAUUGGAGCUUGAUGGAGGUGAGACAUUCAAAUACGGUAUGGCUGUUGCGCCGGUGACGGAUUGGAGAUUUUAUGACUCCAUCUACACCGAACGAUACAUGCAGACCCCACAGAAUAACCCUGAUGGCUACGAUAAUACCACGAUCAGUAACAUGACCGCUCUUCAAGGCAAUGUCCGUUUCCUGAUGAUGCACGGCGUAGCAGACGACAAUGUGCACAUGCAGAACUCCCUUACUCUCCUGGACAAACUCGAUCUUGCGGGCGUGGAGAAUUAUGACGUUCAUGUUUUCCCCGAUUCCGAUCACAGCAUUUACUUCCACAAUGCGAAUCGGAUGGUUUACGAUAGACUUAAUAAUUGGCUUGUCAAUGCUUUCAACGGCGAAUGGUUACGAACAGAAGAUGCGAUACCCAUGGAGAGGAUUGGAGCUACUUCUCACAGACGGUGA
Letharia columbiana is the source of this 2736-nucleotide messenger RNA. RefSeq lists its product as uncharacterized. Gene Ontology annotation, molecular function: dipeptidyl-peptidase activity; serine-type endopeptidase activity. Gene Ontology annotation, biological process: proteolysis. Lineage: Eukaryota; Fungi; Ascomycota; Lecanoromycetes; Lecanorales; Parmeliaceae. The transcript has 3 exons. The record is from RefSeq and is a predicted model, not a curated record. Bases 1 to 2736 code for a protein of 911 amino acids.